Molecule: messenger RNA, 2736 nt
Organism: Bufo bufo (common toad)
Lineage: Eukaryota; Metazoa; Chordata; Amphibia; Anura; Bufonidae
Product: beta-arrestin-1
Exons: 16
Coding region: 364-1635 (423 amino acids)
Biological process (GO): signal transduction; visual perception; G protein-coupled receptor internalization
Molecular function (GO): G protein-coupled receptor binding
Source: RefSeq, a predicted model, not a curated record
UUGUACAGCCCACAGAACAGCAGGGCUGAGGGGCCAGAGGACAAGCUGUUUGAUGGCACCAUCAGAAUAAUAAUCCUAAUUCCUGCUCUCCCUCUCACAUUUCGUGUUCGCCCUCCCUCUAAUCCCAUCAGGAUUUACAUCCAGUCUUGCAGGCAGAGGGGACAGAUCUCUUUAUUUGCAGCUGCUCUGCUUGCAAAACAAAGCCCUCCUGCCUGCUAUACCAGCCUGGGCUCCACAUCAUCGGAUACUGGCAUCUGACCCUCAUCGGACCGUCCAUCCUGACAAGAGCCUGGCCAUGGGCGACAAAGGAACCAGGUAAUUGCUGAUUGGACGCAGAGGGUGCGAGGGGCAAUCACUGAGGAGAUGGUCAUGGAACUGACUGGUGGCAGCAGUGAGGAGGCAGCAUCAUGUGGAAAUAUAGUAUUUAAGAAAGCCAGUCCUAAUGGAAAGCUCACCGUGUAUCUGGGGAAGAGGGACUUUGUGGAUCACAUAGAUGUCGUGGACCCUGUGGAUGGUGUUGUUUUGGUGGAUCCCGAAUAUCUGAAAGAAAGAAAAGUGUUUGUGACGUUGACUUGCGCCUUUCGUUAUGGCCGUGAGGACCUUGAUGUUCUUGGUCUGACUUUUCGUAAGGAUCUUUUUGUGGCCAACAUUCAAGCUUUCCCACCCGUCCCAGAAGAGAAGAAGCCACUGACGCGGCUGCAGGAGCGCUUGAUUAAGAAGUUGGGCGAGCAUGCCUACCCGUUCACCUUCGAGAUUCCACCAAAUCUCCCAUGUUCUGUCACUCUUCAGCCCGGCCCCGAAGACACAGGAAAGGCCUGUGGGGUCGACUAUGAGGUGAAGGCUUUCUGUGCUGAAACCCUGGAAGAAAAGAUCCAUAAAAGGAAUUCAGUACGAUUAGUAAUCAGAAAAGUCCAGUAUGCCCCAGAGAGGCCGGGACCACAGCCGAUGGCGGAGACCACACGACAGUUCCUGAUGUCAGAUAAACCUCUGCACCUGGAGGCAUCGCUAGAUAAAGAGAUUUAUUACCAUGGAGAGCCGAUCAAUGUCAAUGUCCACGUCACAAACAACACAAACAAGACUGUGAAGAAGAUUAAAAUCUCAGUGCGCCAGUAUGCCGACAUUUGCCUCUUCAACACAGCCCAGUACAAGUGCCCAGUAGCGGUGGAGGAAGCUGACAGUGACGUUGUAGCGCCCAGCUCCACAUUUUGUAAGGUCUAUACGUUGACUCCAUUCCUGGCCAACAACCGGGAGAAGCGCGGCCUGGCGCUGGACGGGAAAUUGAAGCAUGAAGACACCAACUUGGCAUCUAGUACUCUGUUGAGAGAUGGAGCCAACAAGGAGAUCCUUGGAAUUAUUGUCUCGUACAAGGUGAAAGUGAAGCUGGUCGUGUCACGAGGAGGUGAUGUCGCUGUUGAGCUGCCAUUUACAUUGAUGCAUCCGAAACCCAAGGAGGAGCUGCUGCACCGAGAAGUUCCUGAGAGUGAAGCUCCUAUAGAUACAAAUCUCAUAGAGUUUGAUACAAACGAUGAUGACAUAGUCUUUGAAGAUUUUGCUCGUCAGCGACUGAAAGGGAUGAAAGACGACAAGGAAGAGGAAGACGAAGAGAUGAACUCGCCUCCAGCGAAUGAUAGAUAAACAGGGACCUGUUGUACCUGAUCACCGUGUAAAACUCGUGGAUUGGGCACCUUUAUUUGUACUCUAAAGAGCCCCCCUAAAAAAGUUACCCAGAUUCUGGCGGCCCUUAUAAUCUUCUUGCUGUGCCAUAAUUGUCGAUCCGCAUCUCGCUACUUCUUUUCACUUCUGGCUAACACUAUCUUAAGCAAAAAAAUGUGAGAAUUUAGAGUACAAUCAUGAUUCGUGCAACCGAUUACUGUACGUAAGGAGUUCUUGUAGCACUUUUCUAUUAACCGAGUCUUUUAUGCAUUUUGUAUAAUUACAGUAGUAUCAUACAAGUAUUUGUUACGGAAAACAAAAAGUUAGUCAAAAAAAUCAUAUAGCCUCAAAGGAAAUCAAAAGCUAAUGCGUUUUUUUACACACGGAAGCAUUCUCAAUGGCUACUGUAUUAACAUUUGUUAGUAAAACUGGUAAGAUCUAAUGGCACUUUAGCACAUUCAAAAAUUUCUUUCAUGACAAUUCAAAAACAGGAAGAGAAAUUUUUUGAUACAAAAAAAGGACAAACUUUGUCUAAAUUUUAUGUGGCAACAACUCUGUUCCAUUCUGAAGAGUUUUUUUGUCUUGGACAAGGACGAGUAUAAAGGGGUGGUCUUGUUAUUCUUACCUAUUGCUAGACUUGAGGUCAACGGAAAUGGAGAAUUUAGAUUUUUGAAUUUCGUUCAAUAUUGGAUCACUCUUCAGGCAGAUAUCUAGGAAGGUCUGAUUUGGUCCAAUGGGUUAAUUUUGUGAUCAAAUUCUUGUCAGCAAUAGAUAAUGGCUUCUCAUAAAAGUGAACUUAUUCUUAACCCUGUGAACUUUUUGGCAGUUUUUUUGUUUUUUAUGGAACCAAGUUAAACAGGGUUUCAUAAGAGUACUAUUUUAGAUGAUGCAGUCUCAAUAACUGGUUGUAUGAACGACUCAGAGUUCAUAAUCAAAUGUCGGAAUUUUAUCACAACAUUGAUUUUGGAAAUUUCAAUUUUGAAAUUUUUUAUUAAUAAUACGAUCUAAUCCUGCUUUACCUGCCUUUUUUUGGGUUAAUUUCCAAAUCAACAUGUUUAAAUUGGGACCACAGCUAAACAAAAA